Lolium perenne is the source of this 570-nucleotide messenger RNA. RefSeq lists its product as uncharacterized. NCBI's taxonomy places the organism in Eukaryota, Viridiplantae, Streptophyta, Magnoliopsida, Poales, Poaceae. The record is from RefSeq and is a predicted model, not a curated record.
AUGGCUCUGAAAAAUAGCGCUUUCUUCCUUCUUGGUCUGCUUCUCUACUGUGUCGCCAUGAGCGGCGCGGCCAGAAUCUUGGAGGAGACUGCUCCCACCAAGGGUGAGGAGCACAAGCCUGAGCUGCCACCACUGCCCAAGGUGGAGCUGCCGCCGUUCCCGGAGGUGCACUUGCCACCUAAGCCUGAGCUUCCUAAGAUGGAGCUACCAUCGUUUCCGGAGGUGCACCUGCCACCUAAGCCCGAGUUUCCUAAAGUGGAGCUGCCACCUAAGCCUGAGCUCCCAAAGGUAGAGCUGCCAACGUUCCCGGAGGUGCACCUACCACCCAAGCCGGAGAUGCCCAAGGUGGAGCUGCCACCAAAGCCAGAGUUGCCGACCAUCCCCGAGUUCCACUUCCCAGAGCCGGAAGCUAAGCCAUGAGAACUGCGUUCUCAGUAUUGUUAUCUCGUGUUCUCCCAUGUAAUUGUUGUUGUGUCGUGUUGUUGACGUGUUUGUUUAGUCCUGGUUGUGCGUGACAUGGUUUAUAUAUUUGUUACUCCAUAUAUGAGGACUGAUACAUUAAUACUUUAA